This is a messenger RNA of Zophobas morio, 2544 nucleotides long. Its product is annotated as neprilysin-2-like. Gene Ontology annotation, cellular component: plasma membrane. The record is from RefSeq and is a predicted model, not a curated record. NCBI's taxonomy places the organism in Eukaryota, Metazoa, Arthropoda, Insecta, Coleoptera, Tenebrionidae. Bases 229 to 2451 code for a protein of 740 amino acids. The transcript is spliced from 11 exons. Gene Ontology annotation, biological process: protein processing. Gene Ontology annotation, molecular function: metalloendopeptidase activity.
GCAGAUGUGCAGGCAUGUGUAUCCAAAAACUUAAAAAACCAUUUAAUCUCCCAUGCCAUCUACAAGCGUUUAAGAUUUCCCUAUAUUCUUGAAGCGCAAAAGCAAGGUAACAACGUAUUACAUCGUUAGAUCAUCUCGCGUGAGAGUGAAUUAAAAGUUGAAUUUAGUUGUAAACAAGUUAUAAACAAGGGAUGUGCAGAGCUGUCGGCCUCCGUAUUACCUAGAACGAUGCCUGAAUCAAGCCGUGAAAGCACUCUGAAAAUUCAAAAUCCGUCAUGGUGGAGAAGGCGUCCUCGCACGGAAAAAGUUCUUCUAGCGAUCGUCACGACACUCAUCUUCCUAAUAAUAAUAAUGCUGUCAGUGAAUCUAUCACGUGGGAGCUCUCUGCAAGGCUGCAAGUAUGGCUCGCAUGACAUAUGUUUCACCCCCGACUGUGUAAAAACUGCUACUCAAGUUUUAGAAAAGGUCGAUUUAAACGUCAACCCUUGCGAGGACUUCUACAAGUUCGCCUGUGGGAAUUUCAUAAAAAACACCGUUAUUCCUGAAGACAAGACGUCGAUAACAUCCUUCACUAUCGUAGAAGACGAAGUGGAAGAGCUGAUGCACAACUUACUUAAAAAACCCAUCGUGUCGACAGACAUCAAACCCUUUGUUCUUGCUAAAACGCUUUAUCGGGCUUGCAUGAACACGACGGAAAUCGAGGCGAACUCGUUGCAGAAAUUCAAACGACUUAUUAAAAGUACGGGAGGUUGGCCUGUUGUUGAAGGGGAUGGAUGGGACGAAAAUAGCUUCGACUGGGUAUCAACGAGUUAUCAGUUGAUGAAAGUGGGCUUGACUCCGUACAUGUUGCUCAAUUUUAAAGUGUUGCCGGAUUCUUCCAACUCGUCCAGAAAAGCUCUUGUUCUAGAUCAAGUUAAAAUCGAAUUAGAUAAGAUCAAGAGGAACGGAUUCAACGAAACUAUCUUCCAAGCCUAUUACGAGUAUAUGAAGAAAGUAGUUGUUGUUUUAGGCGCUGAAGAGACAAAAGCGUCUGAAGAAAUGAGAGCAGUUGCUGAAUUGGUGGUGACUUUAGCUAGAAUAACGUUGCCAGAAGAAGAACUUCGCGAUGCAACUUUGAAGCACAAUCCAAUGUCUGUCUCUAAACUGGAAACGACGUUUGGUUAUGUACCAUGGUUGAAUUAUAUUAACACUAUGAUGCAUCCAUACAAAAAAUUUAACAACGAUGAUAUCGUUAUCGUUAAAGUUCCAUCCUAUUACGAAAAACUGGAAACCGUCUUGAAAAACACCUCGAAAAGAACCUUGGCUAAUUAUAUGUAUUGGUCAUUAGCUGAGGAUCACAUCACUUACCUCAAUGAUGAGUUAAGAAAUUUGGAAUUGGAAUUUAACAAACCAAUCAGUGGUAUAGACAAAAGACCGUUGAGGUGGAAAGAAUGUACACAAGCGUGUAUAAGACUUUACGUAGCAAGUGGAGCUUUGUUCGUACGAAAUUUCUUUAAAAAAGAAGCAAAAGCCGCCGUUGUUGAAAUGACCGAGUACAUAAAAGAUGCAUUCAUACAAACUCUAAAAUCUGUCGAUUGGAUGGACGCUGAUACCAAAAAACAAGCACUUGAUAAAGCCAAAGCGAUCCAUCUUCACACGGCCUACCCUGACGAACUUCUCGAUGACCAAAAACUGGAACUCUACUACAAAAAUCUGACUUUCGACGCUUCUGACUACCUAGGCUCAAUGCUAAAUUUAUCCCUAUUUAAAAGCGACGUCGAGUAUCCUCAACUUGACGAAAAACUUGACAAAAAAGACUGGCGCAAUCACGGGUACGUCGCUUUAGUGCAAGCAUUUUACGACUCGAGUGAAAACAGUAUCGAAUUCUUGGCUGGCAUUCUACGAAACGUGUUCUUCGAUGACCGUAAACCCAAAUACAUGAAUUAUGGAGCUAUCGGUCAUAUUAUAGGCCACGAAAUCACUCACGGCUUCGAUGAUGAAGGCAGGCAGUUUGAUAAAGACGGUAAUUUAGUUAACUGGUGGCAACAAAAAACGAAAGAAGCUUUCGACGCAAAAGCUCAAUGCAUUAUCGAUCAGUAUGGGAACAUAACUGUGCCUGAAGUCAACUUGAACUUAAAUGGUAUUAACACGCAAGGUGAGAAUAUUGCUGAUAACGCAGGUAUCAAAUUAGCAUAUCUUGCCUAUAAAGCGUGGUCGAAAAAGCACGGCCCCGAACAAGUCCUACCCGGAUUACCAUACACACCUGAACAAAUGUUCUGGAUUGCUGUGGCAAAUAUUUGGUGCAAAGUGGAGGCGACUCAGUGGUUAAAGCUGGUGGUGGUUUAUGAUAAACAUGCUCCGCAUCAACAUAGAGUUAAUGUUCCCUUAAUGAAUUCGGAGUAUUUCAUUAAAGACUUUAAAUGUAACGAAAAUUCUAAAAUGAACCCGAAACACAAGUGCCAUGUCUGGUAAAAUUAAAGUAUACGCAAACAGCUCUCUUAACACUUUUAAAUAUUUGUUAAAAUUACAUGAACUGACAACAAUUGUACAACAUAAAUCAUAAUA